AUGUUUUACGGACCCACAGUCACCCACGGAAAUUUGAAAGGUUCACCUCCGAAACAGCCAGAAGAUGCUGGAUUGGAAAACUCGUUAACGGCAAACCCUGGUAACACAAGAAGUGUGGGUCUUUACAAAGUCACGGGGGACGCGGUACAAGCUGUAAUAGGCGCCAUAUAUUCUGGUAAUCUAUUUCCUCGUUGCAACCGCGUUGGCGCUGUUGCUGUAAAGCUUCAUGAUCAACGAUUUGUUGUAUCCCAGGCUGACGGCGAUAUUGAAAUAGGAUCAUCUCAGCAGUAUAAGUAUAUUGCAUUGCUCCUCGGCCGCUCGUUGAUCUUCUACCAGCAUAUAAAUACUUCUGACGCAAAGGCGUCUACAGGCAAACCAGAUCAAAGUUACCACGCAAGAUGA
Suillus subaureus is the source of this 402-nucleotide messenger RNA. RefSeq lists its product as uncharacterized. The record is from RefSeq and is a predicted model, not a curated record. The transcript is spliced from 4 exons. Bases 1 to 402 code for a protein of 133 amino acids. NCBI's taxonomy places the organism in Eukaryota, Fungi, Basidiomycota, Agaricomycetes, Boletales, Suillaceae.